CAGGCGUAGAUUGGUGGCUAAAGCGGAAGUACAAAAGAAGCGAGGGUUGGAAAUUAUUUGACAUCCUCCUUCAAAUUUUUAUUUCUUUACGUAACGGUUUUGUUUGACGACAUUACUAAACUAAAGUGAGAGUAAACAAACAUGCCAAAAAAUAAAGGUAAAGGAGGUAAAAAUAGGCGGCGUGGUAAGAACGAGAACGAAUCAGAAAAGAGAGAGCUGGUUUUCAAGGAGGACGGUCAGGAAUAUGCUCAGGUGAUAAAGAUGCUGGGAAACGGGCGGCUAGAGGCCAUGUGUUUCGAUGGGGUCAAACGGCUCUGCCACAUCAGAGGAAAGCUCCGGAAAAAGGUUUGGAUCAACACGUCUGACAUCAUCCUUGUUGGUCUUCGAGACUACCAGGAUAACAAAGCCGAUGUCAUUUUGAAGUACAAUGCAGAUGAGGCCCGCAGUCUUAAAGCAUACGGAGAGCUUCCAGAACACGCUAAAAUCAAUGAAACUGACACAUUUGGACCUGGAGACGAUGAUGAGAUUCAGUUUGAUGAUAUUGGAGAGGAUGAUGACAUUGAUGAUAUCUAAGUGAGAAGUCGUGACUGCUGGUAAGCUCUAUUGUUUACACUGAGACGGGAGGAUCUUUCUUUGUUUGGACAAAUUGCGACUUGGGUCUUUCUCAUUCGCAUCCUACUGCUGCAACCUUCAGAGAAAUACUUAGACUUAUUGCCUAUCUGUCUGUUUCUCUCUACAUCCAGCCCACAACCUCACUACACGGCUUCUGAGCAUUUUGCCUGUCAAGUAUAUCUCUUUUACACAUUAACAAACACAUUAGAAUGCAUAUUUUUCUUAUGAUUUUAAAGUAUUUAUAUUGUGUUCCGCUGUAUGUGGUGGAAUUUAAACCUCAAAGAAAUCCAGAAUUUACAAUAAAAUGUCAAACCUUUAA
Molecule: messenger RNA, 931 nt
Organism: Misgurnus anguillicaudatus (oriental weatherfish)
Lineage: Eukaryota; Metazoa; Chordata; Actinopteri; Cypriniformes; Cobitidae
Gene: eif1axa
Product: eukaryotic translation initiation factor 1A X-linked a
Biological process (GO): translational initiation
Molecular function (GO): translation initiation factor activity; RNA binding
Source: RefSeq, a predicted model, not a curated record